Molecule: messenger RNA, 405 nt
Organism: Perkinsus marinus ATCC 50983
Lineage: Eukaryota; Perkinsozoa; Perkinsida; Perkinsidae
Exons: 3
Source: RefSeq, a predicted model, not a curated record
GUUCAGACAAGGUUAUCGAAGAUAAGGGAUCAACUCCUUGAAAUUAACCCUAGUUUGGCCAUUAGGAUCUUCGUUGCGUAUAGAUAUCAGAGUAAAGCGGACCCGAGUAGCGGUAAAUCUGCCAACUGGGGUCCUUGUCCAGUAGAAUCAGCACGAGAUGAGAGAUGGAGUAAAGAAUGGAGGAAACCGAAUCCAGGGAUGCUGCAGGCUGCCAUGCAAUGGGCCGGUGCUUCUCGGCUGGGUACCUUGAUGGUUGGGGACAUGCAAUCCGAUAAGGACGCUGCCGAAGGUGCUGGUGUAAUCUUCCGCUGGGCUCCUGAGUUCUUCAUAAAGGGUAUCGAGCUCCCGCAAAUUGCUGAUGUGGGAACUAUAGUCGAUGAGAAGUUCUCAUCGGCAAGCCUCUGA